GAUGAACUACCCAUAAUGAACACUUUACUGUCUUCAACAGAAGGGCCACUAGUAAGGGUGUUGGUGAUGGUGGAGACACCAUGGCCACCCACGCCCACUUGUCACCUCUGGUACGCCCACGACGCCGCCCCAACCGCCACCAAGGCCAUUCGUAUGGAUUAUAUCCACUGGCAGGACCGUCUGGCAGGUCACUGGCUGCCCUUUCUUGUAUCCUGCCGAGCCGGUAGGGGCCCCAGGGGUGUCCCUAAGGUGGUGUCUCUUGUAUCUCACGCCUGCGACCUUGCCACCAACGCUCUCAGGGUCCACAACCAAAACCAGCAGCAGCACCUGCAGCAACAGCAAUCCGACCAGCAAGAGCAUUACCAGCAAGAGCAAUACCAGCACCAGCAAUUCCAGCACCAGCAGUACCAGCAACAGCAGGAGGAGGAGGAGGAAGAAGGGCGGGUGUUAGAGUCGCUUCAGCCAAAGAAACAUCUCGCUCUCUGUCACAAAUUCAUCUUUAACCCCACCAAGGACUUCUCUAUGAGGCUGGUGGAGUGGGUUGAAGCGGCGCGGGCGUGGGGGGUGGAUGAAGUCACCGUCUACGACGGAGGUGGCACCCAUCCCAACGUCAGCCUCGUACUGAGGCAUUACCAGAAGGAGGGGUUCCUCGAUGUUCGACCUUGGACCAAUCCUGGGACCCAUCCCUCCAUACCUCACCUCAACACUGCCCUUUAUAAUACUCAGAGGUACGACCUGUUCACCAUUGAGAACGUCCCCUACACGGACUGCCUACUGCGCCACAUCGACACUCACAGGUACGUGGGCGUGUGGGAUAUAGACGAGUUUGUGUUGCCCACCACCCACACUUCCCUCCCAGAGAUGCUGGACGAAGCUAAGGCCCGUGCGGCCUCCCUAGGCCUUUCACCCACCUCCUACCUGGCCCGCUGCUUCUACUACUUUGACGAUCAGUCUGAGACACCCUCAGCUUACCUGCCUGAAUACCUGCAUCUACUACGUCACGUCACCCGCACCGUCAAGAUGACACCCCCCAAGGUGUUCUCCAAGGCUAUCCACGACACCUCGCGUGCCCUCGGUCUUCAUGCCCACUUCGCCUUAGUCAACCUACAAGGAGAGAUAGAUCAAGAGCGUGAACUCUACCACCUGUACCCCGGAAACGAGGCUCACCUGGCACACUACAGACCCAAGUGCCAAGGAGAGAGCCAGAAAGAGUGCCAGACGACCUUUCGGCCCUACCUGACUCGUGACACAACUAUGUGGAGACACCGGCACGUUAUUUCCAAAGCCACAACACGAGUUCUCCGCAAACUGAAUCUUAUCCCUCCUUGAUAUGUUAUUAAAAAAAAAGAAAAAUUCGAUUAAUUAAUUGGUACACAAAUUUUCGCUUGCCUUAUU
Molecule: messenger RNA, 1395 nt
Organism: Cherax quadricarinatus
Lineage: Eukaryota; Metazoa; Arthropoda; Malacostraca; Decapoda; Parastacidae
Cellular component (GO): cytoplasm
Molecular function (GO): glycosyltransferase activity
Source: RefSeq, a predicted model, not a curated record